Messenger RNA from Gigantopelta aegis, 3491 nucleotides. RefSeq lists its product as uncharacterized. The transcript has 2 exons. Gene Ontology annotation, biological process: DNA replication. Lineage: Eukaryota; Metazoa; Mollusca; Gastropoda; Neomphalida; Peltospiridae. The record is from RefSeq and is a predicted model, not a curated record. Gene Ontology annotation, molecular function: DNA-directed DNA polymerase activity; DNA binding; nucleotide binding. The coding region runs from base 45 to 2930 and encodes 961 amino acids.
AUUGCACAGAGCGUUUUAAAAAUUUACAUUUCUUUUUAAAAAUCAUGUCUCAAAAUUCGUUCACCACCCCUGUGUACAUCUGUGAGUUUUGUCGCAAAACAUAUGGUUCAAAGCGAUCAUUAAUAAGACACCAAGCUAAUUGUGGACCUAUAGAACAGUGUUUUUCGUGUGAUCAAUGUCUGAAAACUUUUAAACGUCAGGAUUAUUUAAAGUUACACAAGAAAACUUAUCAUUUAAACGAUAGAGAUAGUUUGACGUGUCAGACCUGUAGCCUGGUCCUAUCAUCCUUUGACCGCUACAGAAAACACAUUUCUACCUGCCAAGCCUCUUAUAUUCAAGCUUCCACCUCUUCCAAUUUAUCUUUUACAUGUCGUGCAUGUGAAAAACAGUUUCCCUCUAUCAAAGCACUCACGACACACACACAACAUAAGCAUCUGAAAUGCCCCACUCAGCAAGACGGUGGUGGUAGGGGAGAACCAAAACCUAAGAGGUCCAACAGACAAUCAAACGGGUGCUCUCGUCAAGCCAUUAACGGGCAGGUGCGGGAGUUUGAUUUCGUUCUUCGUGGUCAAGAGGGAGCCGAUCCCAUGUUUUACUUAAUGAAAAUUCAGUUUGAGAUCAUUCGAUUAUUGGAAAAUGAAAUAGAAUCAAAACAUUCUAUCAAGUGGGGCAUAUGUACCCAAUUCAAAUUUAGUAAAAUAGGACCUGAUGGCCAAAAAACAUUCACCGAACCUUAUUUUAGAACCAAAAUGACCCCGGCUACUGUAGCUGAUGACUUGGAGUUGGCUUACGCGCAGGCUGUACACAAAAUAAUGAUUGACAUGGACAAUUUUGAGGGGGACUCGUCGAAUUUAGACUUUGAAGAAGUCUUGACCGUUAAACUGACUGUGACUAUGUUUCAGCCUUUUCGCGGAAGUGCGUAUUUUCCUUUGCCGCCAAAGUUAAGGAAAAAGAAAUGUCUUCUCAACAUUAGAAAUAUAGAUGAUCAUAAAUGUUUCAUCUAUGCCAUUUUGGCUCACUUACACCCUUCAUUUACGUCUCAUAAGGAUCUCCCCGAUGAUCACAUACAGCACUUGCCUGAAUUACAAUUAGAUGGAUGUAAAUUUCCCCAUGCCUUAAAAGAUAUUAAUAAAUUCGAAAAAAAGAAUGAUCUUAGCAUUAAUGUUUAUGGGUACCAUGAAAAACUGGAAAAAGCAGAAGAAAAUGUAAUCUUCCCCCUAAAAAUCAGUGACAACGUGUCACGCGUUGACCCCAAACGACACAUCGACCUUUUAUUUUUAAAUUCGGACCAGACGUCUCAUUACGUCUUGAUCACUUCAUUAGCAGGGUUAGUGCGGAGACCGGGGGAUUCUAAUUCUAAACACAUAUGUCGUAAGUGUCUGUGGAUAUUCACUUCAGAAGACUGCCGUCUGAAACACGUUCCUUAUUGUUAUCACAAAGCUCAAAGAAUUAAAAUGCCCGAACCAGACAAGACGACGAGACAAUUUGGCUUAGGUCACAUGUCUAAAACGGUUAGGAUCCCCUUCGUGAUCUUCAGCAACUUUGAAUGCAUCUUGUCCCCCGUGGAGGAAGACGAUACGGCUGAUGGCCUAACUCAUCGCAUUCAACAUCACGAACCGUGCAGCUAUUCUUAUCAGAUUGUUUGCCGAGAACCUAGGCUAUAUUCUUACGAUUUGAAAACGUUCAGUGGGGAACAUGCUGCUCACUAUUUUAUGGAAAGCAUUUUGGCAGAUUAUCAGGAGAUCAAUAAGAUCUUGGAAGACCCGGUCCCUGUGCGUUUAACGCAGUGGGAUAAACAACUCAUCGAUUGCACGACUGUGUGUUAUUUGUGCGGGGAUGAAAUAGAACAUGACCGACAUAUAGAUCACGACCACCUGACGGGUGAAUUUCGGGGAGUGUGUCAUUCCUAUUGCAAUGUUAAUUAUCAAGAGUGUAAAUUUGUCCCUGUGGUUUGUCACAAUGCAUCUCGGUACGACAACCACUUAAUUUUGCAAGCAGCGGAAUUAUUUGCCGGAAGCCAACUUAAAUGUAUUCCCCAUAAUUCGGAACACUUUCUCAUGUUUGAAAUUGAUGGCCUCCGGUUUUUAGACAGUUAUAAGUUUUUAAAUACCAGUUUGCAAACACUGGCUACUAAUUUGAAAAGUAGAGGCCGAGAUCAAUUCAGAUAUCUUCGUGGUCACUUUCCCGAUCACGUGGACUUGCUCACCCGCAAACUUCCCUAUUUUUAUGAAUAUGUGGACAGUUUCGAAAAACUAGAAGAAACUGUCUUCCCCACUCGGGAUGAGUUUUAUUCCUCUCUGACAGAAGAGACCGUGACCGAAGAAGACUACCUCUUUGCACGUGGAAUAUGGGACACGUUUCACUGUCGAUCUGUCAGAGAUUUCAUGGAGCUUUACGUCUCUGUAGACACGUUGAUUUUAACCGACGUCAUGGAAGCGUUUCGUAGCAUGUGUUUACAGUAUUACCAAUUAGAUCCCCUCCAUUAUUACACACUCCCCGGAAUGGCCAUGGAUGCAUGUUUGAAAAUGACGGACGUGAGUUUAGAUCUAUUCACGGACCCCGACAUGUACAAUUUUAUCGAACAGGGUAUCCGAGGAGGAGUGGCAUCCAUCAAUCACAGGGAAUUUGUAGGGCUGCGAGCCAAAAAUUAUUCAUAUAUAGUGGACAAAACUGAAGGUAUAACGAAGGAAGAACUGAGAGCAAAGGGCAUUCAGAAAACAUUUAUUCGUAAGCAUCUUCGUCACGAGAUGUUCAAAGAUUGUCUUUUAAAACAUAAACAAACCACGGCCUCUUAUCAUCAGAUUAGAUCUUUUCAUAACGAAUUGUUCACCAUCAAAACCACGAAAAUAGCAUUGACGCCUUUGGAUGACAAGAGAUACCUUUUAGACGAUGGCAUCGAAUCCAAGCCCUAUGGGUACAAUCCUCUGUAAUUGGUUAAAUAAUAAAAUGCACAAAAAAAAAAUGUCCUUUUCUUUUUACGCAUCUUCUUUUGUCAGUAUUAAAUCAUUAAAAAUAACUUAUUCAAUAUUCCCCUUUUUAGUAAUUUAUUUAGUCAUGUGCAUAACAAACAGUGAUACAACCACCUGUGAUACAACCACCUGUGAUACCACUGCCUGUGAUCAAUCAUCUAUAAAGCGACCACCUGUAAUAUCAGUGAUAUAUUCCAAACGAAAGACAUAUUUCCCAUCUACCACAACAAUGACAAGACUGGAUGUUCAGCGCUGAAAUGUCACAAAUUGUGUGCUAGAUCUGCAUUCACAAGACAGAGAAUGGAAAACCCAGUGUUGCAUGUCACGUCUCAUUUGUGUGAACAGAUACUUUUUAGCAUCACAAAAGUAGUGCGUUAUCGACAACUUAUACAGUGGGAUUCUGUGAAUAGCUACAUAUGACAAACUUCAUAACGAGUAUGACCAAAAGUUACAUUUGGAUAAAUACGUGGCAGAGACACUAACAAGAUUAUGAAGAAAAAUAAAGGACACAUUCUUUCAACA